Messenger RNA from Exophiala viscosa, 1668 nucleotides. Its product is annotated as amidase. The record is from RefSeq and is a predicted model, not a curated record. The coding region runs from base 1 to 1668 and encodes 555 amino acids. The transcript has 5 exons. NCBI's taxonomy places the organism in Eukaryota, Fungi, Ascomycota, Eurotiomycetes, Chaetothyriales, Herpotrichiellaceae.
AUGGCCACCAAAGAUUACAAAGAGGCUUCGGUCAUUGCCCGCAAAAGGAGAGCUGCUAACAUUGCAGCCUACUACAAGCCUCCGACCUGGAAAGAAGAAGACCUUCCCAAGAAUCUGACUGAAUUUUCGCUCAAAUCAGGCUAUUAUACCAAUGAUGAACUCGCCAUAAUCCAGUCCGAAGCAGACGUGAUCCUCGAGAAGAUCAGGACGAAAUCAUGGACAGCUGUCGAAGUCGCUCAAGCCUUUUGCAAGGCCUCCGCGUUAGCCCAAGAACUGACCAAUUGCGUGACUGAAGUCCUGUAUGCCGAAGCCGUGGAAAGAGCGAAAUACCUCGACGAUUAUCUCGCCAGAACGGGCAAGACGAUCGGACCACUUCAUGGUCUACCCAUUUCUCUCAAGGACUGCUUCGUGACCGCUCCGCAUCCCAGUUCAAUCGGCAUGGCCGCCUACGCCAACGAACCCCUGCAGAAAGACACCUUACUAGUUACAAUCCUACGAAAUCUGGGUGCAGUAUUCUACGUGAAGACCAACGUUCCAGUCGCAAUGAUGAUGGCCGAGACCACCAACAACGUCUGGGGCGAAUGCCGGAACCCACUCCACAAAUACCUCAGCCCUGGAGGUUCGAGUGGCGGAGAAGGCGCACUGAUAGCGAUGUACGCCUCGCCUCUCGGUGUAGGCACAGACAUUGGAGGCAGUAUUCGCAUUCCUGCAGCUUGGUCCGGCAUGUACGGUAUCAAGCCUUCGUUCGGUCGAUAUCCAGUCUACGGCACCAAAUCCGGAAUUCCAGGCCAAGAGUACAUCCUCUCGGUCAACGGCCCCAUGGCACGAUCCCUGAAGUCUCUACAACUGUACUCCGAGGCCCUCUUGUCCGAGAAAGUAGCACCAUGGAACUACGACCACAAACUCCUCCCCAUCCCAUGGAGGAAGAACGUCAUUCAACCACCCGGUCGCAAACUCAGAUUCGGCAUAAUCGGGAUCGACGACGGCCUAGUGCACGUUCACCCUCCCGUCGAGCGAGCACUCAAUAUCACAAAAGCAGCCCUCGAAAAGCAAGGCCACGAAGUAUUUGCGUGGUCUACACAAGAACACGAAGCGUUGAUCAAGAACCUCCAAGCAGCGUUCUUCGACCUCGGCGGCGGCGCGAUAAUGGACCUCCUCAAGCCCUGGAACGAGCCCAUUUUCCCAUGUAUGCGAGGCUACGCCCUAGCCGCGGCUGGCGGAGAAGGAGAACUCGGUCCGACGAAGAUGCGCAUGAUGACGAUUCGACGCAACGAGUUGCAGAAAGCGUAUCUCGAUCAAUGGAACGCCACUGCAACAGACGACAAGGACAGGAUGGACGGUAUCAUAUGCGCGGUUGCGCCGUGGGCCGCGCCACGGCUCGGACAGACACAGCAGAAUCUAUACGUUGGAUGGACAGGAUUCGUCAACUUCUUGGACUUCUGCGCAUGUACAUUUCCCGUUACAUUUGCGGACAAGAACCUUGACAAGCCGCGCGAUAUGAAGACUUUCAAACAACUCAGUGAUAUUGAUGGACGCAUUCAAGCGGACUAUGAUGCGGAAUUCUACCACGGUGCUCCUGUGGGUUUGCAAGUAGUGGGGAGACGUCUCGAAGAGGAGAAAGUGCUUGAAAUGGUGGACGUCGUUGCCGAGGCGCUGAAGGCGACAUGA